UCUAAAAAAGGCCAAAUACACUUGCUUGAAUAAACAAAAUCGUACAGCGAUAAUUGAUGUUUAGUUUAAGUUCAGCAAUAAUCAUGAACGCGGGUCAAAUUCUUGGUCAAUUGGCAGCAAAAUAUCAUUAUGUGGGAACACGCAUAGAAGGAAAAUGGAAUGAUUUUUUGGAUGUUAUUGGUGAUGAUCCUCAAACUGUGUGGGUUUUUGGUACCACUGCAGUUUUUAUGUUGGUCUAUUGGCUAAACGCUAGCUGGUACACAUUUAUGGAUAUAACAAAUCGUCCCAAAUUUGUUCGCAAAUAUAAAAUUCAACCAGGAAAAAAUGAGCCAGUUGAAAUGAAGAAAUUGUUCGAAGGCAUAUUAAAUGUGCUAAUGAAUCAAACAAUUGUGGGCAUACCCAUGUACUUUGUACUGUAUCACACGCUUUUUAAGGUACGCUGUAGCGAAGGGCCCAUACGUGAAUUGCCAACAUUACAAAAGAUUCUCUUUGACAUUGUCGUAGUUUCGAUUAUGGAAGAGUUUAACUUUUACUACAUACAUCGACUGAUGCAUCAUAAGGCGAUUUAUAAAUAUGUUCAUAAGAAACAUCAUGAAUGGACUGCGCCCAUAGCGGCCAUUACAUUCUACUGUCAUCCUUUGGAGCAUAUCUUUUUAAAUCUAAUACCUGUAUCGCUUUCAUUUGCCCUGGUGCGAUCGCAUGUUUUUACCGUUUGGCUAUUCCUAACAUUGGCCAUUCUGAAUUCAAUGGCUGAUCAUGCGGGUUACUCGUUUCCACGUUCGGGUGCUUCGAUACGUUAUCAUGAUUACCAUCAUUCCAAAUUUAACUACAAUUACGGCAUGUUCGGAUGGUUGGAUAAACUGCAUGGCACUUACAAGGAGACCAAAGUUGAACUUAAAACAACCGAGAAAUCUAAGGACAAACAAGCAAAAUCAAUUGGAAAAAAUCUAAAUAAG
Stomoxys calcitrans (stable fly) is the source of this 956-nucleotide messenger RNA. RefSeq names its product fatty acid hydroxylase domain-containing protein 2-like. Gene Ontology annotation, biological process: sterol biosynthetic process. Lineage: Eukaryota; Metazoa; Arthropoda; Insecta; Diptera; Muscidae. The record is from RefSeq and is a predicted model, not a curated record. The transcript is spliced from 4 exons. Gene Ontology annotation, molecular function: iron ion binding; C-4 methylsterol oxidase activity. The annotation marks the transcript as partial.